GAUAUGCAGAACAAUUUCCGAUAAAUCAGCUUUCGCGUUUAGUACUUUUGAGUUAUGCCGCUCCUGAGCGUGCCAACUUUAGACAAUAUGAUUCGUUAAUUUUAAAUACUUAUAAUUCAAAAGUUAUUAUAGCCUCAACAUUUUGGUAUUAGAAUUUUCGUCUCAAAAUGAUCUCAAAAAUCUCCCUUUAAGCAUCGUUGAUUUCUUUCCUGGACACCCUGUAUAAAUAUAUAUAUUCCUUAAGACAGAGAAGGAAAGAGAAUAUAUAUUUUUUAUAUAUAUUAUUUAUAUAUUCUCUUUCCAUCCCUCCCUUAAGAUAAUAUCAUAACCAGAAUGAAAACUGGCGGAGGCACUUCGAAUCAUUUGAGUACAAACGUAAACAUGGAGCAACGUUUAAGAAGUCCGAAGUGUGCAAGAUGUCGAAAUCACGGUGUAAUAUCCGGCUUGAAAGGUCACAAAAGAUCCUGUGCAUGGAAAGAUUGUCGAUGUCCUUGUUGUCUUCUAGUCGUCGAAAGGCAGCGAGUGAUGGCAGCGCAAGUUGCUCUACGUAGACAACAACAAGCGCAAGGCGAUCUUUUAUCUUCAGCAAGUAAAAUAUCAGCGGACACUGUAAGUCCUUAUUACGUUAAAGCAAAAUACAACGAACCUGUGUGCGGUAGAAGAACCAAGAAUGUUCAAAGGCAUCAUUUACAUUUCACGCAGACGAGUAUUAGCGUAACGCAGGACUUCUACGGUUUAAAUACCAUACAUAAUUUACCUGGUGCAUUAUCAGCCCAUCCACGUUUGCUGAGUAAUUUAUCUGCUCUGGAAUGCGAUCAAAAACAAGAAGCUGAACCCAUACUGAAGAUAGAGUCUUUCCAUUCUUCAUAUCCGACAAUGGUUCCAUGGUUCAAUGAGGUAACGCAAUCGUACAUAGCGAAUAGAGAAUUGAAUGAUUUUAUUUCUACGAGAGAUUUGCGACACUGUCCUACUACAACCAAUAAACCUUGUUUAGAAAAAAAAGCGCCAAUUUCCUUCAGUGUGGAAUCUAUUAUCGGUAUGAAAUAAUGUUAUCUGUAUUUUAAUUAUC
Molecule: messenger RNA, 1069 nt
Organism: Cyphomyrmex costatus
Lineage: Eukaryota; Metazoa; Arthropoda; Insecta; Hymenoptera; Formicidae
Product: doublesex- and mab-3-related transcription factor 1
Exons: 2
Coding region: 334-1047 (237 amino acids)
Biological process (GO): regulation of transcription by RNA polymerase II; sex differentiation
Cellular component (GO): nucleus
Molecular function (GO): DNA-binding transcription factor activity, RNA polymerase II-specific; RNA polymerase II cis-regulatory region sequence-specific DNA binding
Source: RefSeq, a predicted model, not a curated record